This is a messenger RNA of Pseudomyrmex gracilis, 2244 nucleotides long. RefSeq names its product zinc finger protein 26-like. The transcript has 6 exons. The record is from RefSeq and is a predicted model, not a curated record. Gene Ontology annotation, biological process: regulation of transcription by RNA polymerase II. NCBI's taxonomy places the organism in Eukaryota, Metazoa, Arthropoda, Insecta, Hymenoptera, Formicidae. Gene Ontology annotation, molecular function: DNA-binding transcription factor activity, RNA polymerase II-specific; RNA polymerase II transcription regulatory region sequence-specific DNA binding. Gene Ontology annotation, cellular component: nucleus. Bases 154 to 1623 code for a protein of 489 amino acids.
UUUGAUUUACCAGUCAGAACAAAAAGAGCAAAGAUUUCUUUAUCCCGAUUGGUCCGAUGCCAUGUAAGAUGAAGCUUAAGAGGAGGUUAUGCAGAUAAUUAUUUACAUGUGAAAUUUAUUCUCCUGUCUUGAGUGUCUCUCAUUAAGGCUUGAAUGAUGAUAACCUGCGCGAUCAAAGGUUGUCCCUCUACACAGUUCACAAAGAUAAAUGGCGAUCAGAUAUCGUUCUUUGCAUUUCCAGAAGAUGAUGGAGUAAGGAAUCAGUGGCUUGAGAAUUGUAAUUUAGCAUCUGGCAUCGUUAAUGAUGCAAAGACUCCAUAUCUUUGUGAACUGCACUUUGAAAAGGUUGAUUUUACAUCAUCCAAAGAUCUGAAAGCAGAAGCUGUUCCCACAUUGUUUGGCCACAUAGAAGAACCCUCAAGAAAACGUUCAGCUGAAGGUACACCAGAAACUACAGUGAAAAAAAUGUCCUUUAAAGAUGAAAGCUUGAAUGAACAAAUUGUAACAGUAUCAGAAAGUUCACCUUUGCAACAUGAUGUCGCAAAACAAAAUGAUAAAAGUAAAACGAAUAUAUUAGUUGAUAGUGAAAGAGAUAUGAAUGGUUGUGACACAAGUUUUGAACAUGAAAAAUCCAAAGAGAAAAAGUCAAAGAUAUAUCGUCUGACUAUAAGAAUCGAUAAGAUACGAAAUAUAUCAGUUCUGAAGAAUAAGCCUGUAAGUUUUACAGGAACAGAGAAUAUAAAAUCUCAAGAGUUAGAAAAUCGCAAAAAUAUCUGCAAGAACAAUAGUUGCAAACUGAAAAAAUGCUUAUUUUAUUCAAAACCGGCACUUCAGUGUGAAGUGUGUAAAGAAUAUUAUUUUCAAAAAGAAGAAGACACUUACUCGUGUUCCGUGUGUUUCGAGACUUUCUCCACUCCACACAAGUUGUUCAUUCACAUUAGGAAACAUUUUACCUGUGAAAUUUGUCUUUUAGAGAGUGACUCUGAAGCAGCACAUGAGAACCAUCUAAUAUCACAUAAUAGUAACGAUCCGUCAAAUCCGUUCAAAUGCAAUCAGUGCUACAAAACAUUUGCCUACAAAGAAAAGGCCAAGCAUCAUUGCUUGAACGAGCACGUCAAAGUGAAGUUACCGACCAAUGUAGUUCAAGUUAAUUCACCAUCUGUAAUUUUGCCACAACAAAUAAACUACCAAUGUGCACACUGCAAGCUUAAUUUUAAGACCGAACAAUCUUACAAUGAUCACUUAAAAUCUCAUAAAACAAACGAAGACAUAAAAUAUAAUAUGAGCGAUACCAACAACAUAAUCGCGGUCCCGAAUUCUUUGACUGGGAAUCAAAUAGGUAUCCUUCAGGCGGUGAAGUUUAGCUGUCGGGUGUGCCAAAAACAAUUUGACAAUGUCGGCGAAGUUGACAUACACACCAAGACUCACUUGAACGAGAGAAAAUCCUUGUCUCAGGAUGGACUCAAGUGUAAUAUUUGUAAGAAAACUUUUACAGACAAUGUUGUAUUUGGUGAGCACUUGAAACAUCAUUUGUCGCGCGCGUAUCCUUGUCCAGUUUGCUCAAAAGCCUUCAUAAAUCGAACCACUUUGAAAGCACACUUAGAAACGCACUCUAAGUCAUAGCGAUUUUUCUAAAAUAGGUAUUAGAGUGUGAAUAUACUUUGAUUAAACAAUGAAAAUAAUGACAAAAAUGAUGUCAAAGAUAAUAUGCAAAUUUACUAUUUUGCGUGAAGCACUUUUUAUUUUGAAUAUCGAUUCUUUGCACUAGAAAAGUUUGCUAAAUGUCUUAUUGUUUGCAGAUGAUCGAUAUAUAAAAUUUAUAUUUAUUUUAUUAUAUUUUUAUCCACUGAUUCGGGAAUAACUUGAAGUAUAUCGUUUAGAAGUGUGUUUAUUUUGAUAACUUGCAGCUUCAGUAGAAAAACAAACACGAAUAGAAAUUUAUAAUCUACUCUCUUUGCAUGAAGUCACGUUUGGCAAUGACUAAUUAAUUCUUUUUUAGAAGAGAAUUAAGUUAUUUGUAUUUGAAUUAUAAAACUGUGCUUUACAGCGCUUGUCUCUAUUAUCAUAAUUCGAUUAUUUCUUAUCGAAAUGUAUAAAUAUAUUAUUACUUUCUCGUUUGAACGACUUCGUUUCAACGAUUAUUUAAUAUUAAAAAAAUAAAAAUAUUUGUCUUUAAAAAUUACGACACGCGCGCGAAGAUUUAUAUUUUCGUACGUUGUUUAUGCACAUAUAUGCAUAUGCAUG